AUGGAAAGUGAAGGAUCCUUCAAAAAAGAUAUGGCCGGCUUCUUGAUUAAGUAUCAUACGGAACAGCUGCGCUCCAUUAUUCUUUCUCCUGACCUCCGCCUUCAUUACCCUCUUAUUGUUGAUUUUGCGGAGUUUCUGGAUGACAAUCCAAACCUUGCUAAUCUCAUUUUCUCUCAUCCGACUGAGUAUUUGCCAUUAUUUGAUGAAUCAGCGAUCUGGGCCCAGAAAGUGAUGUUUGAGGAUUUGAAGAAAAUGGAGAAUGCAAGUGUCAAAGUAUACGUGCAUGUUAGGAUUGAUGUUAGUGGUUCUCCUCUAGAAUGCACUGAAACUUUUCCUAGUAUUGGACGGAUUAGAGUGAAGCAUCGUGGCAUCCUUCUCACCCUUAAAGGGACCGUAAUCAGGUCUGGAGCAGUUAAGAUGAUUGAAGGAGAAAAGCUUUAUGAAUGUCGUAGUUGUAAACACAGGUUCAAAGUUCAUCCAGAAGUGGAAGCUAGAAAUGCAAUACCCAAACCGACAAUCUGCCCUUCAAAGGGCCCCAAGUUCUGUCAGAGCACCAGGUUCAAUCUUCUAGAAGACAGCAACAUCUGUCAUGAUUAUCAGGAGAUCAAAAUCCAAGAGAACACUCAAGUAUUAGGCGUUGGGGCCAUUCCACGUUCAAUUCCAGUCAUUUUGAGGGAUGAUUUAGUUGACAUGGUGAAAGCUGGAGAUGAUGUCAUAGUCACUGGGAUCUUGACUGCAAAGUGGUCCUCAUGUGUAAAGGAUGUUCGCUGUGACCUUGAUCCUGUUGUUGUUGCAAAUUAUGUAAGGCGAAUGAAUGAUCUGAAGAUGGGUAUAGAUAUUCCAGAUGAUGUAAUUCUGGAAUUCAAUAAAUUUUGGGCAGGAUUUAAGGAUAACCCUUUGAAAGGUAGGAAUGCCAUCCUACGGGGUAUCUGUCCACAGGUUUUUGGGCUCUUCACCGUAAAGCUUGCAGUUGCAUUGACGCUUAUUGGAGGGGUCCAACAUGUAGAUGCCUCUGGAACAAAAGUGAGAGGAGAGUCACAUUUGCUUUUGGUUGGGGAUCCUGGUACCGGAAAGUCUCAAUUCUUAAAAUUUGCUGCGAAAUUAAGCAACAGAUCUGUUAUCACAACUGGAUUGGGAAGCACAAGUGCUGGAUUGACUGUUACUGCAGUCAAGGAUGGAGGUGAGUGGAUGCUGGAAGCUGGUGCCCUGGUUUUAGCAGAUGGUGGACUUUGUUGCAUAGAUGAGUUUGAUAGCAUGAGGAGCCAUGACCGGGCAACUAUUCAUGAAGCAAUGGAGCAACAGACUAUAAGUGUUGCCAAGGCUGGUCUAGUAACGACACUCAAUACGAGGACUAUUGUUUUUGGGGCGACAAACCCAAAAGGACAAUAUGAUCCCGAAGAAUCUCUUUCUGUCAAUACAACACUCUCAGGACCCUUGCUGAGCAGGUUUGACAUAGUUUUAGUUCUCUUGGAUACAAAGAACCCAGAUUGGGACGCAGUUGUUUCAUCCCAUAUCCUAGCUGAGGCUGAAAAAGAGAAAGGAAACAGAGAUGAAGAUCUUGCAAGCAUUUGGCCACUUACGAUGCUUAGAAGAUAUAUAUACUACGUAAAAAGAAACUUCAAACCUGUCCUCUCAAAGGAGGCGGAAAAGGUCAUUUCAAGCUAUUACCAACUUCAAAGAAGAUCAGCCACCCAAAAUGCAGCAAGGACCACUGUCCGCAUGCUGGAGAGCUUAAUACGUCUUGCUCAAGCACAUGCAAGACUGAUGUUCAGAGAUGAGGUUACAAGAUUAGAUGCCAUUACUGCAAUUUUGUGCAUCGAAUCAUCCAUGACAACGUCAGACAUAGUGGAUAGUGCUGGAAAUGCUUUGCAUUCAAAUUUUGCUGAAAAUCCUGAUGAGGAAUGUAUCCUUGUACUGAUUCAUCCAGCAAUCGGCUAA
Molecule: messenger RNA, 1938 nt
Organism: Oldenlandia corymbosa var. corymbosa
Lineage: Eukaryota; Viridiplantae; Streptophyta; Magnoliopsida; Gentianales; Rubiaceae
Source: the annotation of a GenBank genome assembly